AUGUUGCUGGAGACUGUGCAGCUGUUCCUGUUGGUCAGAAGCCUGACCAAAGUACAGGUCAUCCAGAAGGAGGGGCUAAGGGCACUGUAUCUCCUGCUGAUUGGCUACGGAGCUCCCAUGGUGGUGCUCAACUUGGUCUUAUUUGGUGUGAUCCUCUGGUGCCUGCGGCCUACGCUAGCCAACAUGAAGAGUGACGUUUCCCAGUCAAAAGACACCAGACUGAUUAUCUUCAAAAUUGUUGCCCAGUUUUUUGUUUUGGGGUGCGCCUGGAUCCUGGGAUUUUUCCAGAGCAGCCCUUUCUUGAAAUACCUCUUCAUCAUCCUCAACUCACAGCAGGGCACCUUCAUCUUCAUCGUUCACUGUCUGCUGAACAAAGAUGUGCGGGAGGAGUACAAGAGGUGGUUCUCAUGUCUGUUUAGAACAAAGGAACCCCCAGGAAGCGGAGGUUCCCCUAACAGCGUAUCUACUGUUCAGAAAUGA
This is a messenger RNA of Anguilla anguilla (European eel), 480 nucleotides long. Its product is annotated as adhesion G protein-coupled receptor E1-like. The transcript has 4 exons. Gene Ontology annotation, molecular function: G protein-coupled receptor activity. The record is from RefSeq and is a predicted model, not a curated record. Lineage: Eukaryota; Metazoa; Chordata; Actinopteri; Anguilliformes; Anguillidae. Gene Ontology annotation, cellular component: membrane. The coding region runs from base 1 to 480 and encodes 159 amino acids. Gene Ontology annotation, biological process: adenylate cyclase-activating G protein-coupled receptor signaling pathway.